UCCACCCAGCUGUUGCCAGUUUAUGGUUCAUUCCAGGCACACCCCAUCUAAAAAUGAGGAUGGUUUGAUCCAUCAUCAGAGAACUUUAGCAGUUAUACCCAUAUAGGACCGCACCAGGGAAGAAGGAGGCUUGAUACAUAAUUAUUAUUCCGUUGUCCCGGACUGAAGAAGGCUGACUCCUUAUUCCGCGACUCUCAGGGCGCGCACGGCAGGUCGGCAGGCCGGGUCAAUGGAGCGAUGCGCCUGCGUGGAGAGGGAACUGGACAAAGUGCUGCAGAAGUUCCUGUGCUAUGGCCAGCAUUGCGAGCGAGGUCUGGAGGAGCUGUUGCGCUACGUCAGCCAACUGAGGGAGGAGCUGGGAAUUGCAGCCUUGCAACAAACACCACUGUCUGCUACUCUCUCACUGGUUAUGUCCCAGUGCUGCAAGAAGAUCAAGGACACUGUGCAGAACCUAGCGUCAGACCACAAAGACAUUCACAGCAGCAUCUCCCGUGUGGGCAAAGCAAUUGAUAGGCAUUUUGAUGCUGACUUGUGUGGCAUUGUUCCUGCUAUGGUCUGGGAGUCUCAAGAGAAGCAGAUCCUGGUGUUGGCCAUUAUAGAGCACCUCUACCAACAAGGAAUGCUGGGAGUGGCUGAGGAACUAUGUCAGGAAUCUACUGUGAAUGUGAAUGUAGACUUCAAAAAGCCAUUCCUGGAACUUAACAGCAUAUUGGAAGCUCUGCACAAACAGGACCUGGAGCCUGCUCUGAGUUGGGCAAUCUUCCACAGACAGCAGCUGGCAGAACUGAACAGCAAUCUGGAGUUCCGACUGCAUCGACUCCACUUCAUUAGGCUCCUUGCUGGUGGCCCAGGAAAGGAGCUGGAAGCCCUGAGCUACGCACGCUAUUUCCAGCCCUUUGCUCAUCUGCAUCAGCAAGAGAUUCAGGUGAUGAUGGGCAGCCUGGUGUACCUGCGCCUGGGCCUUAAGAACUCCCCAUACAGGCACUUGCUGGAUGAGAGUCACUGGACUGAAAUUUGUGAGAUUUUCACUCAUGAUGCCUGUGCCCUGUUAGGACUUUCAGUGGAGUCACCUCUGAGUGUCAGCUUUGCCGCAGGGUGCGUAGCACUGCCGGUGCUGAUGAACAUCAAGGCUGUGAUUGAACAGAGACAGUGCACAGGUGUCUGGAGCCACAAAGACGAGCUGCCUAUUGAAAUUGAGCUAGGGAUGAAAUGCUGGUACCACUCAGUCUUUGCAUGCCCCAUCUUGCGCCAGCAGACGACAGAUUCUAACCCACCCGUCAAGCUCAUCUGCGGACAUGUUAUUUCUCGAGAUGCCCUCAAUAAGCUCAUCAAUGGAGGGAAGCUAAAGUGUCCAUAUUGCCCCAUGGAGCAGAGUCCAGCUGAUGGAAAACGCCUAGUCUUUUGAUAAUGGCAAGCCUUUGAGAUGUUCUGAAGAAAAUGGGCUGUCGGGACGCUUGAUGGAAAGUGACAUAUACUAGCAGGAGUACAAUGUCCUGUUGUGAACAGUAUUAGCCGCUAUAGUUAUGGAAACUGACUAUAGCUCACUGGGCCAGAGGAGGGCAGUCUUGUAUCUAUGUGAGCCAAGACACAUUAUUCUGUCUUCCUGGCAACCUACUACUUACUAGGAUUCUUCUUGUGCAGUUUAGCUGACAGUGACCCCCCCCCCCCGGCAUGAUGGUUUACUCUCUCCCCAUCCCCAUUUCUAUUUGUUGUUGCGAUACAGGUUGUAUCACAAAUAGUACAUGAGGAGCUGUUGCUGCUAUUUUUUUAACACUUCAGAAUAAAUCUAAGUCUCUCUUCUGUUUCAAUAAGUUUGAAGGGAAAAAGUGUUGCAGCUUCCUUUCUCUUCCCACUAGCUAACAGGGGAAGAGGUUUUGAAAGAUGGGUUACAUCUAACUUAAGUUGGAAAAACUACGUUUGAAACUUGACUUGCUGCUAUUUUGAAGAGAGCCUUAAAAUAGGCUGGAAAAGUGAUGGGGAAAUAGCAGUCCUACAGGCAUUUACAAAUGUGGUGUUUGUUCCCUCUGUGUACUACUACACAACACAGCACUUCAGGAAACAAGGUCCGAGUAGUAAGAUGUAAUGUUUCCUGAUCAAAAGAACAACCGCUUUACAAGUGGAAAACUGGCACAGCAGGGACAACACUAUAUUGAAAAAUCCAUACUUGAUGACAGAUAAAAGCACAUGUGAGUGGUGUUAUUCUUCCUACCUAAGCUAUAUUAUCCAUUGUGAAUUAGUAGGAACAGGAAGAACUACGUGACUUUGUACAGGGAAGAAAGCUGGUAGAAUAUUAGCUACCAUUAAGACAUCCUUCAAAGUGGGUAUACAAUCUAUUAUAUAGAAAAUACGAUGCAACCGUUUCCUCUAUUGCUGACAAUCCAUGACACCUGCAAGUACUCAUUAAGGUAACAGAUACAUCAGGAACUGACUAUGUAAAGCAUUUUAGGCAAUGGUAUUAGAAAGGUUCCGAUAUAGAGGAAUUGGGGUGUGGAUCAUUAACAAGGAUUUUGAAUCUGACUUAGAGAUUCAAAUGCAUAAUGAGGGAAAACUGCCUUGGAGAUAGGCUGGAAAAUAAUAUUAAACAACUGCUAGAGUUUAAGUCAGGGUUGAUUAAAGCCUGAACUUAGCUUUUCUAGCUGAGACCAUUUUUCUUUGCAGGGCUCAAAUAAAUAGCAUGAAACUGCAGGUACAAAAACCAGUGCCUACAAUUUGCACUUUUAUUAAUUUAAAUUAGAAAUUGGUUUGUUGAAUAUACAAUUAGUUUGGAGUAUCAGCCUGGAAUAGCUGUGGAUGUGAAGAUCUAGCCUGAAAAGGGAGAAAAACAAAGAUUUUUUUCUGAUGCUACAGAAACCCUUUGACACCAGAAAGGCUUUUAUCUCAUUGCAUGUAUUCUUAGUUUUUCUUCCUCUAAGGCACGAGGAGCUGAUAUAACCAGGAACAGAGAUGGAUGGCAUGGAAAUAGAGCUAAAUAAAUUUCUAUUCAGUAAA
This is a messenger RNA of Rhineura floridana, 2988 nucleotides long. It is a transcript of the gene RMND5B, whose product is annotated as required for meiotic nuclear division 5 homolog B. The coding region runs from base 230 to 1405 and encodes 391 amino acids. Gene Ontology annotation, cellular component: nucleus; GID complex; cytoplasm. Gene Ontology annotation, molecular function: ubiquitin protein ligase activity; protein binding. The transcript is spliced from 10 exons. Gene Ontology annotation, biological process: proteasome-mediated ubiquitin-dependent protein catabolic process. The record is from RefSeq and is a predicted model, not a curated record. NCBI's taxonomy places the organism in Eukaryota, Metazoa, Chordata, Lepidosauria, Squamata, Rhineuridae.